AUGAAGGAGAUAAUAUCUAAAAAGAGAACAAUUGGAGAUGAGACAACAACCUUUAUUGAGAAUUAUAGUGCAGUGUCACAAGGUAGGAGAAUCCUCAUCAAACAGAAAGAUCCGGGAGCUGUCAUAAUCCCCUGCGCUAUAGAAGACAGAACUUUCAAGAAUGUUUUGAUUGAUUUGAGAGUUGGUGUGAGUCCUAUGUUGUUUUCCAUCCAUCAAAAACUUGGUAUUGGAAAGGUCAGCAAUACAGGUACAAAUCUAAAAUUUGCAGAUCAAUCCGCAAAGCAUGCAUAUGGGAUAAUGGAAGACGUAAUAGUGACAAUAGAUGAAUUUAGUUUCCCUGUUGAUUUUGUGACCAUAGACAUGCCUGGGGAUGAAGAGACACUUAUCAUUCUUGGUUGA
Molecule: messenger RNA, 399 nt
Organism: Lathyrus oleraceus (garden pea)
Lineage: Eukaryota; Viridiplantae; Streptophyta; Magnoliopsida; Fabales; Fabaceae
Exons: 1
Coding region: 1-399 (132 amino acids)
Source: RefSeq, a predicted model, not a curated record